Knipowitschia caucasica is the source of this 1146-nucleotide messenger RNA. Lineage: Eukaryota; Metazoa; Chordata; Actinopteri; Gobiiformes; Gobiidae. The record is from the annotation of a GenBank genome assembly.
AUGACUCUCCUGAACCAGUCCGAGGUGCUCGUUGCCUUCUCUCUGUCCUCGGACCAGAACGAGACCGAGGUCCCGCUGGUGUCCUUGCCCCCGCCUUGGCCUAACUGCUCGGGGGGGUCCUUGGGGGGGUCCGGCCUGCCCCCGCCCCUCUAUAACUUCUACGCGGUGUUGCUGGUGCUGCUGAUCUUCUGCGUGGUGUUUGGGAACGUGCUGGUGUGUGUGGCGGUCUCCAGAGAGCGCGCUCUGCAGACCACCACCAACUACCUCAUCGUCUCGCUCGCCGUCUCCGACCUGCUGCUCGCCAUCCUGGUCAUGCCCUGGGGGGUCUACCUGGAGGUGGUGGGGGAGUGGCGUUUCAGUCUGAUCCACUGUGACGUCCUCCUGACUCUGGACGUCAUGAUGUGCACGGCGAGCAUCCUCAACCUCUGCGCCAUCAGCAUUGACAGGUGCUGCAGCGAAGGGCAGGGUACAGGAAGAGGAGGUGGGGAAGGGGACGACGGGCGGAGGGGGGACUGGACCACUCUGAAAACAAAAAGUGACGCACAGACGGCGACUCAGUGGAGCAUAAGGACCGAGACGAGGGGGCAGAGAGAGGCCUCGGACACGGCAGCUUCAGUGCACUUUAAGGGAGGGAGAUUUUGUGAAGGAGUCAUGGAGGUUGUGUGUUUCAUGGAGGUUGUGUGUUUCCUGAGCUGGAGGGUGCUCCCGCUGCUGCUGCUGCUGCUAAUGCCGUGCCCCGUGACCCCCGUGACCGUCCGGAUCAUGAACCAGGAGCCGGUCCACGUCAUCCCGGGCUCCAACCUCCUCCUCCGCGCCCACAUCCAGUCCGGGUCCGGGUCCAGGGACCAGCUCUCGACGGUCACGUGGGAGCGAGAGGCCGAGACCGGACCCUCGCCCACCAGGGUCAAACUGGCCUCAUGCCCGGGCAGCAGCGGCGGCCCCUGCGCUGGGACCAGGCCCAACAUAGUGGCCAGCAGGGGGCAGCAGGACUCCACGCUCCAGGUGACUGCGUACACACCCGAGGACGGAGGAGACUACAUCGUGACGGUCACGGAUCAGAACGGAAACACAACCAGCGCACGGUGUGUCGUCCGAGAGUAUGGUCUGAGUGAGAAGAACACAAAGGUCCGUGAGGAGCAGGAGUGA